This is a messenger RNA of Polyodon spathula (Mississippi paddlefish), 5510 nucleotides long. RefSeq names its product rasGAP-activating-like protein 1. Bases 472 to 3018 code for a protein of 848 amino acids. NCBI's taxonomy places the organism in Eukaryota, Metazoa, Chordata, Actinopteri, Acipenseriformes, Polyodontidae. Gene Ontology annotation, biological process: cellular response to calcium ion; intracellular signal transduction; regulation of GTPase activity. The record is from RefSeq and is a predicted model, not a curated record. Gene Ontology annotation, molecular function: GTPase activator activity. The transcript has 21 exons.
UACACGAAGCACCACUGGUGUUAACUGUCAUUUCAUCAAAUUGUCCACAGCAAACACGGCACGAGAUGCUGUUUUCAUCUCUUGACAGCUGCUUUAAUUUGCACGGAAUCACACCGCAGAAUGUCGCUUGCUCAUUCUGCUAAAUCUGCACCAUGUGCAGAGAAGUGCACUUUUCAACAAACUCGUGGAUGUAUCAACAAGUCUGUGGCUGUUUUGCGCUGUUAACUGGUGUCAGAUUGGGAUUGAGAGCUCUCACGCUUUUCCCCAGUAUAUUAUAACACUGCUUUUUAAAUUGAUUUUGAAAGAAGGGAAAAUUCCGAUUUCUGAUGCAGUGCCAGGAUUUUUUAAAUUUUAUUUUAUUUUUUAAUUUGAGCUAAAACAGCAAAAGCGCAGUAUGUCUCUGUGUGCAGCUCAGCAUCAUGAGAGCAACUAGCUGUACAGCAUCACCUGGAUUAACGCUGAGAAAUUUCGAUGUCAGUACAGUUUGAUUAUAUGAAAGGAAAGUGCAUUCAUCGAACAAAAAGAAUUUGUAAAAAAAAAAAAAAAAUCAUAAUGGCCAAAAACACUUCUUUGUAUUUUCGAAUUGUAGAAGGAAGAAAUCUACCUGCUAAAGACGUUUCUGGUACUAGUGAUCCUUACUGCAUCGUGAAAGUGGAUAAUGAAGUUGUGGCCAGGACAGCGACCGUGUGGAAGAAUCUGAACCCGUUUUGGGGAGAGGAGUACACCCUCCACCUGCCUAUGGGGUUCCACAGCCUGUCCUUCUAUGUCAUGGAUGAGGAUACAAUUGGCCAUGAUGAUGUCAUCGGAAAAAUCUCUUUAAACAAAGAAGCGAUUGGUUCCCAAGCCAAAGGGCUGGAUAACUGGAUGAACCUGACGAGAGUGGACCCAGACGAGGAGGUCCAGGGUGAGAUUCACCUGGGGCUGGAGCUGCUCAGAGACCCGCCCUGGACAGGACUGCGCUGCCACGUCAUCGAGGCCAGAGACCUGGCCCCUCGGGACAUCUCUGGGACCUCCGACCCCUUCGCCAGGAUACUGUUCAACAACAGGACGGCCGAGACCUCUAUCAUCAAGAAGACACGCUUCCCUCACUGGGACGAGGUGCUGGAGCUGGAGCUGGAGGGCUCAGAGGUGGCAGAGGGGCGCAGCCUCACUUUGGAGGUGUGGGACUGGGACUUGGUGGGAAAGAAUGACUUCCUGGGAAAGGUGGAGAUCCCCCUGGAAUGCUUGCAGAGGUCCCCCCAGGUCCGGGGCUGGUUUCGUCUGCUGCCCCUAGGAAACAUGGAGGAUGAUGCAGGGGGUAAGCUGGGAGCCCUGAGAUUGACGAUCCGCCUUGCGGAGGACCGCAUCCUGCCUUCAAUGUACUAUCAGCCCCUGAUUGACCUGCUGGUGGAGUCUGUGAUCUGUCCUGCUGAGGUGGAGGACACAACCCCACUGAUCAUGCUAGAGGAAGUGACAACAGUGGAGAGCCGUCAGGAUGUUGCCAUGACGCUGGUCAAGAUCUACUUGGGCCAGGGACUGGUGGUGCCCUUCCUGGACUACCUCAACAUGAGAGAAGUCAACCAGACCUCUGAUCCCAACACUCUGUUCAGAUCCAACUCCCUUGCGUCAAAGGCCAUGGAGCAGUUUAUGAAGGCCGUGGGAAUGCUGUACCUUCAUGAAGUCUUAAAGCCCAUUGUGAACAGGAUCUUCGACGAGAAGAAGUACAUCGAGCUGGAUCCGUGUAAGAUUGAGCUGAAUCGGAGCAGGCGCAUCCCAUUCAAGGGCUCGGCGUCAGAGGCUGAGGUGCGGGAGAGCAGCCUGGAGCUCCUGCGGGCCUACCUGUCCGACAUCAUGGACUCCAUUGUGGGCUCCGUGGUCCAGUGUCCCCCUGUCAUGAGAGUGGCCUUCAAGCAGCUUCACAAGAGGGUGGAGGAGCAGUUCCCUGAGGCAGAAAAUGAGGAUGUGAAGUACCUGGCCAUCAGUGGAUUCUUCUUCCUGCGAUUCUUUGCCCCUGCGAUCCUGACUCCGAAGCUGUUCAACCUGAGAGACCACCACGCAGACACGCGCACAAGCCGCACGCUGCUGCUGCUGGCCAAGGCUGUGCAGAGCAUUGGGAACCUGGGCCUGCAGCUGGGCCAUGGGAAGGAGCAGUGGAUGGCUCCCCUGCACCCCUUCAUCCUUCAGAGUGUCAGCUGUGUGAAGGACUUCCUGGACAAGCUUAUAGACAUCGAUAAUGAGAAUGUGUCGGAGGUGCACCAGCGUGCUGUGUUCCUGCCCUCGGUCACGGUGAAGGAAGGCUACCUGCACAAGCGCAAGGCCGAGAGCCCACAGCUCCUGACACGCUUUGCCUUCAAGAAGCGUUACUUCUGGCUGAGCAGCGAGACGCUGUCCUAUGCCAAGUCUCCAGACUGGCAGGUGCGCUCCUCGAUCCCUGUCCAGCGGAUCUGUGCCGUGGAGAGGGUGGAUGAAAAUGCCUUCCAGCAGCAGAACAUGAUGCAGGUGGUCACUCAGGACAAUGACGGGCAGCUUCACACCAUGUACAUCCUGUGCAAGAACGUGAAUGCGCUGAACCAGUGGCUGUCCUCGAUCAGGAAGGCUAGUAUCUACAAUGAGAGGAUGCUGCCUUCCUUCCACCCAGGGGCUCACAGGAGUGGAAAGUGGAGCUGCUGUCUGCAGUCAGAUAGGACUGUCCAUGGUUGCAGCCGCACACACUCUGCUGUGACGCUCGGAGACUGGAGUGACCCACUAGACCCUGAUGCAGAGACCCAGACCAUCUACAGACAGCUGCUGCACGGUCGGGACAAACUCAGGAAGAAGUACCUGGAGUCUGCUGAUGCAGAAACUGCCAUUGACCAGGAGGAGAGGAAACACAGCCCCAGAAUCCGACCAGACAGGGUAGAGCGGAGCAGAAACUUCCACGAGCACAGGAUGGCAGCAGCAGCGCGUCUCCUCGACGUGGUACAGGAUCUGGAGCGUGCCCACCAGGCCUUCGAACGACGGGAGAGAGAGGAGGCGGCCAAUGAGAUCCUGCCUCCUUAAGCCAUGCCCCUCAGGGGGGUGGGGCAAGUGAUAGAAUGCAAAUUGACACCUCCCAUUCCCAUUGUGUUUUGUUUUGGUGGAUGUCUGUCAAACCUUGUCGCUAAUGCUGUUUGUGUUUUAUUGGAUGGGUGAGGAUGAUUGGUCAGAAAGCCUUACAAGUUUAUACGUUACUUUGCAGGAAGUUACCAAAAAGAAACAGGAGCUUUUAAAUAAAUGUAUAUCUGCAAGUAACAAGAUAAAUAAGGUCUGUCAGCUAUGGACUCAGUAACAUAAAAUAUCUAAGAUGUUCAGAUAUUUACAAUGAUACAGUUUGUCACAAUUUCAGCUAGGAGCAAACUGUGGACAUUCUUUAAAUUCUUAAAUAAUCUAUAACCUGUUUUCUAACAAUACCGAUGCUUGAUUGUUUGAGCUAUUGAAGACCAUAUCUUUGGAUCCGUUGCACUAAAUUCACAUGAACAUUUGUUACAAGCAGUUUUCUGCACUUUGAAUGUAUAAGCUUUUUUUUCUCUUGGUACUAACUAGCAGGUAUUCCUCAUUUGGUGCUAUGGAAGACCAGUUUUUAGAAUGGAAAAAGCAAACUUCAUUAUCCAUCUGCAGCCACAUGAACUUCAGUACUCUUGGUGGAAUAGUACUACAGUGCUAACAUUUGUAUAAUGAUGUCGCAAUGGUAUGAACUAAUACACACUGGUAAUCCAUUGUAGUACCAUGUCAGUAUCACUGUUCCAAACCUGUUGGCAUUGCUGCUAAUGCAGUGUUCUGCUAAUGGUUUAGUCUGGGUUUGUCCUGGAUAAUACACUGGGAUUAUAAUCAUAUAUCAAGGCUCUUCUUCUUAUGGGCCCAGGCUCACGAACAGAGGAAAGGGUUUUAUACCAAGGCGUUUCUCAGUACAGUAUUUCAUUCCUAGUGUGUCAGUUUGAAUGAGUCAGUCUAGAUAUUUGUACAUUUCAGAUAUGUCAGUAUUAACAAUGGCCAAGAAGAAGUAUACUGCAGUAAAAGGUCCUGUUGCAACAAUGCAGAAGGAAACGCUUGAGAGGGGUCUUCGUUUGUUUUAAUACAUGAACGUUUGGAUAUUGAAUAAUUGUUGCUGCUGUAGCUGAAAGCAUGAGCCCCAGUUUGCCUUUGCUCAAUAGUUGCCUGUGCUUGAUCGUAUAUUGUAUGUUAGCGAGUCCACAAUUGACAGACCUUUUUAUUACAAAGUGAAUUAUAAGAGAAGGUCUUGCAUGGAGUUCAGUUUGUACAGUAACUGUCAUUGAAGUGACCAGUGUGCCCCUAAAGUUAUAUUAACUCAUGUCUUCUGCUUGUUUUUCUUCCUUGGCAGUAUUUUUUACGGAUACAUUUCUUACAUCCACUAGUGUUGCAGAGGUUAAUGGUUCAGUUGUGGUCUACUGAGAGCACUAUUGAUUGUGGUCUACCAGAUGUAGUGUAAGAGCUCUACUUAGAGCACUAUUGACUGUAGUCUAUCAGCUGUAGAUUCUAAGAGCACUAUUGAUUGCUUCAAUGGGAGCUACACCACAAGCCUUAAGUGGUUGUUUCAGGAUGGGGGGUGGCAGUGUGCAUGCUGGGAAAUGUAGUUUUCACACAUCAGUGGUGGCAGUGUGUUAUUACACCCAUACAGCAUGUGAAAGGAAAGUGUGUGCUGGUUUCUAUGCAUGGUGAUUGCUUAUUGCAUUCAGUCGUGUUUGUAUACAGACACUUAAUGGCUGCCCAGAAAAGUAUCGUAUUUACAAUCGCUUUGCCUGUCAAUGCGUUUUACUCAUUGUUUUAUGAUAUUUUUUAUGAAUGGUGAUGUUGCUGCAAUAUUUAUUACUAACAUACUGUUUAGUAUGGAACAUGGGGAGCCAACAAACCUGAUAGAUCAAGCAUCUUAAAAGAUCAAAGGAGGAAAUAACCAUUACCAGCAAUGGAUUGAGUUCAGAACGUUGUUUAGAAAUGGUUCAAAGUAAAAUUAGAAUGGUAUUUUAAGUCAGUGGUCAGUAAAUUUAGUUAAAUAUAUAUUCAUUUCCAUUCAUAUUUUCCCACAUUUUGUUGUUGAGAAACGAAUUGCAACACCCAACUGUGCUGUAAGCUGAGUACACAGACACUGUUAUCCCAGUGCUAUUCAAUUUGAUCUCAUUUCACUGGCAAGUUAAACAGUGCAGUGCCCUGUGCUGUUUCUCUUUCAUCCUUCAUUAAGGGGUCUAGACAGACAAUAUAAAGAGAUUUACAUUAGCCCAAUAUCUGGUAGCUGCAUAUCACGUUGUACAUUCCAGACAGUCACAAUUAUGCUACUAGGAAGGGUAAGGAAUAGGUUACCUAGUCAUGUUGUUGAUGCUGAAAUGACUGGGAUCCUUUAAGACCCGACUUGAGAUCAGGCACUCGGAGCCGGACAAGCAUCGAUGGGCGAAAUAGCCUCCUCUCGCUCGUUUGUCUUAUGCUUUCAUGUGGGAUUAUAUUCUUCAUUAUGCUAAACUACUGUAUGUUACUGGCAGCUGUUUGUGUGUGUGUGUGCGUGU